AUGAAUGAAGCAGAAAAUAUGAUUCAAAAAUUACUUAGUACUACCAAUGUUUAUAUUGUUUAUCCAGGAAUGGAAAGUACUAUUACUAAACCAUUAUUUAAAAGAAAUAAUCAAAUAUUUAAAUCAAUUGAACAAUUAAAUACAAAAAAUCAAACAAAUUCACCAUUUAAACCAAUUGUUAAUCAAUUAAAAAUUACAGAAAAUAAUCUUAUUAUUGAACCUAUUUAUUCUCUUAAAGAAGUUUCAAAUUCAAUUAAAACAAUGUUACCUUCACUUCCAAAUCCAUUCUUUACUAAGUUAAAAGAAAUAAAAGAAGAGAAAAAGGAAGAAAUUUCACAUUCAUUUAAUUCAACACAAAUAACAAUGAAUAUUAAUUGUAAAAAACAAGAAAAAAUACAAAAUCUUUCAGUAAAAAUAAUUAAAUCAAUAUUUACUAUAGGUUCAGAAUUUCUUGGACCAACAUUAAUUUGUGUUAAAGUAAUAGCAGAAGGAUUAUUUGGUACAUUAAAUAAUUUUCCAUUAAAAAUACAAAGUCCCGAAGAAAUGAAAGGAUAUACUAAUGACUUUCUUAAAAUUAUUACAAAUUCAUUUAUUAAACCUGAAUCAUAUUUAAUAAGUGGAAUUUUUGUAUUUGGAAUUGAAUAUGCACAACUUAAAAAAAUUUGGGAUUUAAGAAUGAAAAAUAAAGAAGCUGUAAAUCAAUUAAUUAUUGAUAUGAAAAAAUAUUUUCAAAUAAUAUCAUUUUGUUUUACAGAUUCAUUUAGAGAAUAUCUUGAAGAUGUGUUUAAAAAUUCUUUAAUUCCAUCAGAAUUUGAUAUUUUCCAUUUCUUUAAAUCAGAUAUUGAAUUAUUUAAAUGGAAUAUUGAACAAACAGAAUAUUUAUCUAAAAGAUUUACUUAUAAACAAGAAAAAGAAGAAUCUGCUUUUGUAUCUAAAAAUUAA
This is a messenger RNA of Entamoeba nuttalli P19, 942 nucleotides long. RefSeq lists its product as hypothetical. The record is from RefSeq and is a predicted model, not a curated record. The coding region runs from base 1 to 942 and encodes 313 amino acids. The transcript has a single exon. Lineage: Eukaryota; Evosea; Mastigamoebida; Endamoebidae.